Eucalyptus grandis is the source of this 2166-nucleotide messenger RNA. Its product is annotated as QWRF motif-containing protein 7. The coding region runs from base 89 to 1021 and encodes 310 amino acids. Gene Ontology annotation, cellular component: cytoplasm; chromosome; nucleus. Lineage: Eukaryota; Viridiplantae; Streptophyta; Magnoliopsida; Myrtales; Myrtaceae. The record is from RefSeq and is a predicted model, not a curated record. The transcript is spliced from 4 exons. Gene Ontology annotation, molecular function: four-way junction helicase activity; 3'-5' DNA helicase activity. Gene Ontology annotation, biological process: double-strand break repair via homologous recombination.
CGUCCGUGCUGCCGUUGGUGCUGUGAGACUCGUGUCUUCGUCGCCAUUGCACUGCCACCGCCGUUGCCUGUCCCCACCGCCACUGUCGAUGGUGCAGUCGCCUCUACUGCACCUUGUCCACAGUAGCAGCGGAGCUCCAACCGCCAUGUCGAGCUCUGAAGUUCGCACCCCUAGCCAAAGAGUCACCGUUGCCUGCUCCAAAUCGACUUCCAAACCGAGGCCCAAAUCAUCAGGCCACAACGGAGAUGGCGAUGAGGACAACACCAGUGGCAAUGUAAGUUUAGCCACGCUCAAGAGACGCCAGCAAAGUAAUCCCUCUGGGCUGGUAGUAUCAAGAACGACACGAUCGGCCCCACCUUCGCCCUCGGCGUGGGCUUUAUCUCCCGGACAAAGUUUAUUGUGGGCGGGAUCGUUAGCGAUGGAGGUUUCUUCUGGCUUCAAUGCACCAAGGGCUAGUACUAAGAAACCAGAGAGCAAAACAAAUGGAGGUGGUGGCAAUGGCGGUGCAGUUAGUAAGGUUUUGAAGUACUUCAAGCCAAAGAGGAAGGUGUCGCCUGUGCAAGAAGAGGAGAUUCACAAGUUACGCAUCUUGCACAGCUCAUUAUUGCAAUGGAGGAAACUAUCUGUGUUAAGAGAGAACUUCAGCACCUUCAAGAUGAAGUUCUUGAAAUUUGACAUCCCACUGAUGGCUUUGACUGCUACUGCUACUAAUGGUGUUCGAGAAGAUGUUAUUCAGUGCCUUUGCAUGUCAAAGGAGACAAAGAUUGUGCUUACAUCAUUCUACCGCUCCAAUCUACGUUUUUCUGUUAAGCAUAGCAGAACUUCUUCACGGACUUACAAAAAGGAUUUCCAUGUUUUGAUAAAAACAUAUGGUUUGAGAAGAAAGAUCGGUGACAGCCAGCAUCUUGACUAUGCUGAAGAUUCCGAUAAUAUGCGCGUACGUUAUAGUUCAAAUCUGAAAAUGAAAAAAGAAAAAGAAAAAAGAACAUGUUGGAACUUGGAAUUGAUCUUGAAACUGUGACAUGAUAGGUUUCAGGUUCUUGGUUCUGACAGGUAGGUUCCAAGUUCCAAAUUUUUUGAAACUUGUACCGAGGGUAGGUUCCAAGUUUUAGACGGAAUCGAAACCGCUCACCCCUACUCUCUACAUCGCGACUCUCUCUCCUCUCUCCUUUCUCUCGACCCUCUCUCUCUCUCUUCUCUACCCUCUCGCUUCUUCUCUAUCUGGAACGAGAAGGAAGAGCUUCCAUCGCAAUCUCUACCGGUCAAGCUCCCUCCCCCCUGCCGGAAGCGCCUCCUCCAGCGGCAGAACUCGCUCCGAGCUCGCGGUUUCGCAGCUCGCCUCAGGCUCUGACGCCGUGCUCCGAGCUUCGGGAUUGCGGAUCGCCUUCCGUUCUUCAUUUUCCUUCGUCCGAUGCGCUGAUGUAUGUUCUUUUCCGCCGCUGCUGAAUCGACCUCCGGAAUGGAGACGCUGGUUCGCUAGGGAACCGGAAGGAGUGGUGACGUAGCGAGGCGGAUCGACUCGGGCGUUGCAGAGGCGCGAGAUUGCAGCGGCGCGGGGGUGCGGGAUCACAGUGUGGUGGCGUGGCGUCGGACGGAGCGAGCUGUCGGAGCGGGGCUCAGGCGUGGCGGGCUUCGGCCACCGAGCGGACAGGAGGCGAGGUGCUGAGGUGGAGGUCCGAGCGGCGUGCAGUGGGGUCGCGGGUCACUGGUGUGAGGCGGUGCUGAUGAGGCGACCGGUGCAGCUCGGUGGCUUCGCGGCUGCGGGUGGAGGGUGGUGCCGCUGGUGCUCGAGCAGAUCUGGGCGGAGGGUUUGAGCGGAUCGGGAAGCGGCGCCGCCGGCAGAGGAGUGGCAGUCGGCGACUCGGAGGUGGCUGGUGGCCCGGGCAGCAGGCGGUGUCCGGUGCUAUUAAUCGAAAGGUCGAGGCACCACAGUAGUCGCGGUCGAGAGGAGGAAGAUGAACAGUGUUCUGCUCUUUUUCCCUUUUCCUGCUGCUGGGUCCCGCUGACCUCCUCUUUCUCUCUCUCUCGUCACUCUCCUUUGUACUUUCUGCAAAAGACUUUUUCACUCUUCUCAACCGGAGGAGAAAUUUCUUCAAUUUUUUUCUCCACCCCCUCGAGAAGAGACCCCCCUUUUAUAGAGCAAGAAAAAUCAAUCUAUUCUACCCA